UGAAAUAGAGGGUAUUUUUUUGUAAUCUUUUUUAUGUACUCAUUCUGGCUGCAACUUCCCAUUUCUCCUGACAAUCGUCUUUGCACUCCUCCCCCUGACUGCACUUCUUGUUCCUCCCUCUCUCUCUCUUGAACCCCAAAAUCAGAAUUCUCUCUCUCUCUGCAAGAGUUCUCGCUCAUGGCUCUUCAAUCGCCGUUGCUCUUUCCCGUUCCUCAGCAUCUCUUCCACUCCUCCUCCACUGCCAUGUCCACCGCCAAUGCUUCGUCUACGAAGGCAGCGAGUUCAUUUCUCGCGUUCGCUAAUAAUAACAGUCAUAGUCUCUUGUUUGUUGAUUUUGUGGGGUUAUAUUCUAAAUCCAACCGAGAUAGAAGGAGAAUUGGCAUUCGUGUCUCUUCUUCUCCGUCGAUUGCGCGAACUAGUUUGUAUCGAUUUGUGAUUGGAAAUUCCUGUUCAUUUAGAGCAACUCUUGGUACUGAAUUAGUUCCUCAGCCUGAUUUGAAACCCAAGAUUAGGGUAAAUGAAGUAGCUUUAUCAUUGGGGUUUAUGUUUUCAAGUCGCAGAAUUUCUUUCUUGCAGAAGACAAUAGGGGUUACUAGCCUCACAGUGAAGGUAACAAGGCUUCCUCAUGCCAAGUGCUCUCACAAGCAAGGUGGGCAAUCAAAACCUAAUUUCAGAGCUGAUAAGAGUAGGAAAACUGUAAAGAAAGAUGGCAAUAGAGGACACAACUUGUGGAAAAAAAGAGAUCCAGCUAGAUCUGGGGAAAAGGCACUGAAUCUUGUUAGAAUUGUUUCUGAACUUCCUAAUGAAAAAGAGGCUGUCUAUGGAGCAUUAGAUAAAUGGACAGCUUGGGAGACAGAGUUUCCAUUGCUUGCAGUGGCUAAAGCUUUAAGAAUUUUGAGGAAGAGGAGUCAGUGGCUGCGUGUAAUUCAAGUAGCAAAGUGGAUGUUGAGCAAAGGUCAAGGAACCACAAUGGGAACAUAUGACACCCUUCUACUGGCAUUUGAUAUGGACAACAGAAUAGAUGAAGCCGAGUCAUUGUGGAACAUGAUUUUGCAUACGCAUACACGCUCCAUUUCAAAGCGCUUGUUUUCAAGGAUGAUCUCUUUGUAUGAUCACCAUAACAUGCCAGACGAGAUAAUAGAGGUAUUUGCAGACAUGGAAGAGUUGGGUGUGAGACCAGAUGAGGAUACUGUUAGAAGAUUGACUCAUGCCUUUAAGAUAUUAGGCCAAGAAGACAAGCAAAUGAUGGUUGUUAAAAAGUACAUGCGUAGAUGGAAGUAUAUACACUUUAAUGGUGAAAGGGUUAGAGUGAGAAGGGAGAUUUGAAAGGAUGCUUUUACCUUCAUUGUUUGAUAUAGUGAUGCAGCUCUUAGUUAAAUAAAUUAGUAUACAAGUACUUGUUUCGCCAUUUCUAAUUGUUUAUAAAUUCAUGUUUGAAAUGAUAAUUAACAUUAAAGUUUAAAAUAUGAUAAUUAAGUUGCAAAGUU
Hevea brasiliensis (rubber tree) is the source of this 1487-nucleotide messenger RNA. RefSeq names its product pentatricopeptide repeat-containing protein At4g18975, chloroplastic. Lineage: Eukaryota; Viridiplantae; Streptophyta; Magnoliopsida; Malpighiales; Euphorbiaceae. The transcript is spliced from 7 exons. The record is from RefSeq and is a predicted model, not a curated record. Gene Ontology annotation, molecular function: protein binding. Bases 178 to 1326 code for a protein of 382 amino acids.